UAUGAAAGCGUCUAGAAUAAAGUCUUUGUCGGAUAGUUCAACGGAUAACAAAGAUUUUAGGGAAAUUCGUAUGGAUGAUAAUCAAUCUACACUAGAAUAUGAAAUGAAAAAAUUUUCGGAUAAUGUUAAAUCAAAGAUGAUCGAUCAGGAAAAACAAUUUAUUGAUCAACAAAAACGAUUCGAUUAUCAGCAAGCUCGCUUUAUCCAUCAGGAAAGAUUAAUUUCUAAUCAAGUUAAGCAACUAGCCAAUCAGAAUUUACUAAAUUUUCUACAAAACGACGUAUUAGACGAUCAGAGAAAAAGAUUUGCUGCUCAGCAAAAGCAAUUCGUUGAGGAUCAGAAACAAUUUGAAGAGGGAAUAAAUCACAGUAAGGAACUGAUUAAACGUUUAGAUGCUAAGUUAUCACACAAAAUCGGAAUAAACACUCCAAAGAUAGUUAGUAACACAGAAAAAAAAGCCUAUAUUAAAAAUUAA
Messenger RNA from Dimorphilus gyrociliatus, 475 nucleotides. Lineage: Eukaryota; Metazoa; Annelida; Polychaeta; Dinophilidae. The record is from the annotation of a GenBank genome assembly.